Molecule: messenger RNA, 1281 nt
Organism: Leptinotarsa decemlineata (Colorado potato beetle)
Lineage: Eukaryota; Metazoa; Arthropoda; Insecta; Coleoptera; Chrysomelidae
Gene: MED14
Product: Mediator complex subunit 14
Biological process (GO): regulation of transcription by RNA polymerase II
Cellular component (GO): core mediator complex; mediator complex
Molecular function (GO): transcription coregulator activity
Source: RefSeq, a predicted model, not a curated record
GCCAUACAGACGGAAGCCCAUUCCCUUCACAGAGCAUGUCUUCACCGGCUGCUUCAACCAACUGGCCUGGCUCCCCCGGCAUGCCUAGACCGUCUCCUGCCCGGCCAGGACAAUCGCCUCUGGGCCACGCCAUCAUGCACAGUCCCCAGCAGUCUGAUCUCAAGAUAGGCAGUCAUUUGUCUCGAGUUCUUCCGCAAAGGUCUUGGGCAGGCGCAGUACCGACUCUACUCACGCACGAAGCUCUCGAGAUACUGUGUUGCCCUUCACAGCAUCCGCAAGGACUUCUAGUACUUGAUUUAGCCCCGCUAGAGAGAUUCUUGGGGUGCGUCUAUAUGAGGAGGCAGUUACACAGGUUCAUACAUAACGAGGCGUAUCUGACCAUUUUAAAUAAUACUGAGCCAGGAGUGAUCCACUUCAAGGUGGCAGAAUCGUUACAGUGCCGAAUUGGACUAAAUACUCAGCAUUUGCAAAGUUUGCAUUUGAAAAUCACCCCAUUGCCUGAACACAAAGAAGUGUGGUCUCAGGAUGACUUGCAGGUCCUAGAGAAGUUCUUUGAUACUCGAGCAGCUGCACCUCCUUACAAACCCAAUUCAAUGUUCACCUUCUGUACCAUGUUGAACCUUCCUGUGAACGUUCUCAAAGACUUCAUUCAACUGAUGAAGCUGGAAUUAGUACCUGGCUUGGCUCAGCAGCAAGGCAUGAAGUGGUCUGUACAGUACAUGUUGAGGGUGCCACCCGGCGCUCCCCCAAUAGUUCCUACCGGCGUAACAGGAGUGCUUCUCUUCAGAUCCAAAGUGUUGUUUUUUCUACAAAUAACGAGAAUAGGCAUUCAGUACCCGCUGAACAUGGAACCCCCUUCUGUCAUUCUUCCCUUCAUAUACGACAUCAGCGCCAACGUGACCACUCUGGCGGAGAAACGCGACACUGGCGGCAUCGUACCCGCUAUGACGGCCGCCAGCCAGCUGCUAAAACACUUCAGCCAGUACCAGUCGAACAUGAACGAAUGUUCCGUCUUCCCUGCCAUUAGGGAUCUCUUGAUGAACCUCACUUUGCCGUCCGACCCCCCGAUCCCGAGUCCGGUAUCUAGUGGCGUGCAGCAAAUCCAGUCGCCAGCCAUGCAAAUGCCCGGUCAGGGCAACCAAUACCCGGUAAAUAUGCCGAUGGGGAUGAUGGGAUCCCAGUAGGGUGGAUGUUCGUUUGUAUUAUUGUUUUGUUUUUGACCUGUACAUAUUUUCGUAUGGAGAUUUAUUUGAAUUCAAUAAAAAGUUAGUUUUCUUAAAA